AUGGCCUCAGAAACUCCUCCUACCCUCGACACAAGUUGCCCAGAUGAGGCUGUAGAACCUCUAGAAUCUGAAGAACCGGAAACCACUUCGACGACUGAAAUUGUGACUGCUAGUAGUAGUACAGCUAUCUCUUCAGCUUCGAGUCCUGAAUCAUCAGAUACAGAGGCAAAGAAAGAAGAAGGAUCACAAACUUCAACCGAAGGAUCAAAUAAUGAAAACGCUCUACAUUCCGAUGAACCGAAGAAUAACUAUAUCAGUGAGUCAAAAUCACUGCAUCCUUCAAAGUUCAAUGAGCUUAUCAAACUCUUCAAUUUGAAUCCAGUUAGUUUGAAUCCCGAGAUAACAGAAGAAGAGUUGAAUGAGUACGAAAGGCAACUGAAGAAAAAAGGUGGUAGCAUUCGAUAUAAAUAUGAUUCUUUUCUGCUUAAGGGAUUUUCUGUCUCAAUUCGGGAUGGUGCUAUCCAAACUCUAUCAGAAGACCCUCGCAUACAAUUCAUAGGAAUAGAUCUCAGGCUGCCUCAGGAAAGUGAACCCUUGGACAAUGCUCCAUCUAUUGGCAAUGGCAAGGUGAACCAAAAGGCUGUUUGGACAGUUCUUCAAUGGCAAUCAAAAUCAGCAUUGGGGAAGAAAUCUGGGUUGUCUGAAGGUACCAAAGCUUACUUUGAGGAAUUGAAAGGAUUUACUGGAUAA
Molecule: messenger RNA, 690 nt
Organism: Melampsora larici-populina 98AG31
Lineage: Eukaryota; Fungi; Basidiomycota; Pucciniomycetes; Pucciniales; Melampsoraceae
Exons: 4
Coding region: 1-690 (229 amino acids)
Source: RefSeq, a predicted model, not a curated record